Thermochaetoides thermophila DSM 1495 is the source of this 1974-nucleotide messenger RNA. Its product is annotated as putative mRNA export protein. The record is from RefSeq and is a predicted model, not a curated record. Gene Ontology annotation, cellular component: nucleus. Gene Ontology annotation, biological process: poly(A)+ mRNA export from nucleus. Gene Ontology annotation, molecular function: RNA binding; protein binding. Bases 1 to 1974 code for a protein of 657 amino acids. NCBI's taxonomy places the organism in Eukaryota, Fungi, Ascomycota, Sordariomycetes, Sordariales, Chaetomiaceae. The transcript is spliced from 2 exons.
AUGGCGCCCCCAACUGGACCUCGUCGUGGUGGCUCUGCGCAAAAAACAGCCCUGCGUCCUACUCGUGGAGGAGGCAUCUCUAAGCAUCGGCCCGCUCCGAAGACUGACAUCGAUGGCGAUAUUGCUAUGGGCGGACCACCUGCUGACACAAGCAAACGAGGUUCCGGUUCGUCCGGCCGCGGGGCUCGUGCAGGUCGCGGUGGCAGGGCGACGUCAAGAAUGGCUCAGAACAUUCGGAACUAUGCCACCGAGCUUGCAGUUGGCAGCAAUGGCGCCAAGACGCAACCCAACAAGACUGUCAUAAAAAUCCUCGGUCUGAAGAACAGCAAAGCUGCAAGUAAUCCAGAUGGUGGUUUGCGCUCACUGCUCGACUUCCUGGAGCGCAAAUCUAAGGAAAAGAUUACACUUGGAAGGGGCAUCAUCGACGGCGACUAUGUCUGGCUGAAAGUCAACAAAGACGACGCGCAGCAUCUCCUAAGGCUCAACGGCUUCACCUACGCUGGUGCUACCUUGACCAUUGAGGAGACAAACGAGCCAAUGCCAGCACUGUCAUCACAAAGCAAACUGUCCCAGGCAGCUCAGGAGACAAAGCAGAAACUCACCUCUUGUCUGGCUAGGAGGUACAAUGCUGAGCAGAAGCUCCUGGAUUUGUCGGCCUUGGGAACAGACGAGACUCUGAGUAGCCUGGGCUCCUUUAACAAUCAGUCCCUUGCUGAGAAAUCCUUCAAAGCCCUGAUGCAUCUUGUUAGCAACGAGUAUAAGGACCCCGAGCAGAAGAACGAGGCAAUCCAGGCCGUAUCACUCGCUCGUAAUGAUAUCCUCGAUGUCGGCCAGGUCUACUCGUUGGCAGUAACUCUGCCUCGUCUUCGUCGUCUCGACCUUAGCGGAAAUAAUUUAGAGAACCUCUCUAAGAUCUCCAAGUGGCAACAGGAGUUCCGAUUCCUCGAGGAGCUUCAUCUCACUGGAAACCCGGUCACAACUCUCCCGAACUAUGCCACAGAAAUUAAGAAGUGGUUCCCAUCUCUCCAGAUUCUGGAUGGACAGCAAAUCCGAACCCCCCAAGAGGCGGCUGAGUCGCUCAAGUCCUCGUUCCCAACACCCCUUCCGCAGCUGCCGUCAAACGUCAGGGAUGGUGAAAACAAUGUGGCCAGCACUUUCCUCCAGGCGUUCUUCCAGCUCUGGGAUCAUGACAGACUGACCCUGAUCCCUCAGUUCUACGACUCGGAGACCACUUUCUCUGUUGUCUUUGCUACGGACUCACCCCAAGAUCCUGCAUCAUCUUCAUGUUCUAAAUUCUCGAGAAACCUCAACAUCCUUAGCCCGCGGCAUCCUUCUACCCUGCAGCGUCUCUUCGUUGGUAGUAAUCUUAUCGCCGAUCUCUGGAAGGUGCUCCCUGCCACUCGGCAUCCCAGCCUCGAUCAAACCAGCCAGUGGCUCAUCGACUGCCACACCUUCCCACACCUCGCCGACCCGACUGGCAUGGCUCCCUACGCCAUGGGUCUGAUGAUUAACGUCAACGGCCAGUGCGAAGAGGCAGACAUUUCGCAGAACCUCUACGGCACGCGCACCUUCUCGCGCUGCUUCAUUCUCGGCCCUAGCAAGCCUGGUGCUCCGCACCCUUACCGUGUCCUGAGCGAUCAGCUCACGCUGCACACUUGGAAGCCGCAGCCUGCACCGCAAGUCGGUACGGUCCCCCCUCCGGCCGUGGCGGCGCCUAUGCCGGGAGCUGUGCCCAUCCCUACUGCAACACCCGCUGUUGCUCCCGUGCCGCCAGUCAUGGGCGACGAACCGGAUGAUGCCACCAAGGCGCAGCUUAUUGCUGAGGUGUCCCGGCGCACUGGCAUGAAUGUGGAGUACUCGCAGAUGUGCUUGACGGGCGCCGCGAACUGGAACCUGGAACUUGCGCUGCAGUCCUUUGAACAGCAGAAGGCUAAUGUUCCGCCUGAGGCGUUCAUUAGCCAACCUCAGGUGUGA